Molecule: messenger RNA, 924 nt
Organism: Onychostoma macrolepis
Lineage: Eukaryota; Metazoa; Chordata; Actinopteri; Cypriniformes; Cyprinidae
Exons: 6
Coding region: 1-924 (307 amino acids)
Source: RefSeq, a predicted model, not a curated record
AUGGAGGGAGAUUCAGUCACUCUACACACUGGUGUUGAAACAAACCAACAAGACAGUAUUAAAUGGUAUUUUAAUGACACUCGCAUCGCUCAAAUCACUGGAGAUCUCAGUAAGAUCUGUACAGAUGUUCAGUGUAAUGAAGGAACCGAGAGAUUCAGAGACAGACUGAAGCUGGAUCAUCAGACUGGAUCUCUGACCAUCAUGAACAUCAGAACCACAGACUCUGGAGUUUAUAAACUACUGAUAAAUAACAUCGACAGUGAAAAUAUCUUUAAAUUUAGAGUCCAAAGUGUUCCUGCUGCUGAACAAGAUAAAAUAAAGAGAAAGUCAGUGAAGGAGGGAGAAUCUAUUACUUUACAUUCAGAUGGAGUAAAAAAAAAUAAUAAUUUAAAGAUGUGGUAUUUUAAAGACACUCUGAUCACUGUAAUCACUGGAGAUCAGAGUGAGAUCUGUACAGAUGAUCAGUGUGAAGAGAGAUUCAGAGACCGACUGAAGCUGGAUCAUCAGACUGGAUCUCUGACCAUCACAGACACCAGAACCACAGACUCUGGACUUUAUAAACUACAGAUCAACAGCAGCAGAUUCAGCAUCGUAAAGACAUUCAGUGUUAGUGUCACUGCUGUUCCAGAUUCAACUGUUGUUGCUGCUGCUGUUGUUGUUGUUGUUGCUGUUCUGCUGGUUGUAGUUGCUGGUGUGAUUUACUGUCACCACAGGCGAGCUACACAAGGAAAACAAAAAGGAGAAAGGACACAGCACAAUGAUCAGGAUCAGGAGAAGCAUAUAGAAGGAUUGCCCCUUAUUAGUACUGAUGGAGAGAAAUUCACUGAAGAAACUAACAUCACACGAAGGAUCCUGCUGGAGAGACAUCCGCUGAUGGAACUAACAUCACACGAAGGGUCCUGCUGGAGAGACAGCCGCUGGUGA